This is a messenger RNA of Acyrthosiphon pisum (pea aphid), 1011 nucleotides long. RefSeq lists its product as uncharacterized. The transcript is spliced from 2 exons. Lineage: Eukaryota; Metazoa; Arthropoda; Insecta; Hemiptera; Aphididae. The record is from RefSeq and is a predicted model, not a curated record. The coding region runs from base 1 to 1011 and encodes 336 amino acids.
AUGAACAACGAUAAAAUUACAAAUAAAGUAAUAGAAUGGUUGCAAGAAGAUGAAGAUACAAACAUCAGUGACCUGAACUCAGAAACAGAUACAGAAUCUGAGCAUUCAAAUCAUGACACAGAAUCAGAACAGGAAAUAUACGCUGGAAAACAGCCCCCAGGUCCAUUUCAAAAAGAUAAUAGUGCAGCUUGUGUAGUGAAACGUCUAAUAAAACCAAUUGAUAAAUCCGGGCGCAAUAUUACAAUGGAUAAUUAUUUUACAUCUGUACCUCUCGCCAACGAAUUAUAUGCAAACCACCGGCUUACUAUUGUAGGAACAUUACGGAAAAACAAAAGAGAGAUUCCACCAGAGUUUACUAAUAUAAAAUCACGUCCAUUACAAAGUACAAUGUUUGCAUAUGGACAACAUACAAACAACAGUCUUCUUUGCUCGUAUGUUCCUAAAAAAAAUAAAAAUGUUUUAAUGUUAUCAACAAUGCAUCGUGAUGAUUAUAUUGACCCAGAUUCGGGUGAUUUGAAAAAGCCAGAAGUAAUAACUUUCUACAAUUUGACCAAAGGUGGAGUUGAUGUAGUAGAUCGACUAAAAACUGAAUAUUCAGUAACAAGAAUAAGUAACCGUUGGCCAUUUACAAUUUUUUGUAGUCUGUUGAAUAUUGGAGCAAUAAAUUCACAAAUAAUUUAUAAAACGAAUACGAAUGAUAUAUUUACUAGAAGACAAUUUCUUACAGACUUAUGCAAAAUAUUAACAAAACCCCAUUUGUUAAAACGUGCAACAAUACCUAGUCUUGGAUUAUCAAUUCGCCAGAAAAUACAAAAUAUUACAGGAUUUCAAGCAGCACCAAAGGAAAACACUCCUCAAGGAAAGCCACGAUGUACAUACUGUCCAAUACGUAAAAAUAGAUUCACACAGCAUCAAUGUAGCAUUUGCUCCAAACCAAUUUGCAAGGAACAUACUGCAUCAACUAACCUAAUUUGCCUCAUUUGUAAUAAUCCUCAAGAUUCAGAUGAUUAA